Molecule: messenger RNA, 1867 nt
Organism: Aspergillus nidulans FGSC A4
Lineage: Eukaryota; Fungi; Ascomycota; Eurotiomycetes; Eurotiales; Aspergillaceae
Product: proline permease PrnB
Exons: 1
Coding region: 425-1747 (440 amino acids)
Biological process (GO): transmembrane transport
Cellular component (GO): membrane
Source: RefSeq, a predicted model, not a curated record
CGAGCACUAUGGCCGCCGAAAAACCAACACCCGCCCCCUAUGGCAACCGUGACCCUGAAGCUGUCCCAGAGACAGAAACAAAAGCUGGGACUCUCCAGGCUCUCGUCGAGGCCGAACUCCUCGAUUCUAGAUAUCAGAACACUCAGCGCGGGCUGAAAACACGGCAUGUUCAGCUUAUGGCGCUGGGAGGGACAAUUGGUUCGUGUGCUUUCACCCUCCCACCUUCCUCUUACCCCGUCCUAUUGGAGUGACUCUUCUAAACCGGGGCUCAGGAACCGGCCUCUUCGUCGGGUCCGGACAAGCCCUCAACAUCGGCGGACCUCUCUCGCUUUUCCUGGGCUAUGUCUUUAUUUCAACCCUCGUCUACUGCAUCGUCACGGGUAUCGCCGAGGUGGGCGCAUACCUACCCGUUCACGGAGGCACCAUGUCUUACCACGGCUUUCGGUACGUGAGCCGUAGUCUCGGCUUUGCGAUGGGGUAUCUGUAUUGGUACAGCUUGGGUAUCUUGGUCCCCUACGAAAUCGUCGCCGCCUCGCUAGUGAUUGAUUACUGGCCGAACGGUGUGCCUUUGGCUGCUUGGAUCACUAUCAUGCUGGUUGUCAUUGUGGUCUUGAAUUAUAUGCCUGUUGGAAUAUACGGAGAGACCGAGUUCUGGUUUGCUGGGAUCAAGAUCAUCACCCUCAUCGGGCUGUUACUGUUGAGUUUCAUCCUUUUCUGGGGCGGCGGGCCGAAUCGACAACGAUUGGGAUUCCAUUACUGGAAGGAUCCUGGGGCGAUGAACACGUACCUCGUUACCUCAAAUGAGAACACAGGAAGGUUCAUCGGGUUGUUACAGUGCAUCGUCAAGUCCGCCAUCGCAUUCAUCUUUGCCCCGGAACUCAUCAUCGUCACAGCUGGAGAGAUGGAGUCGCCGAGACGGAACGUGCCCAAGGCUGGGAGGAGAUAUAUUUAUCGACUCGUGAUAUUCUAUCUCCUCGGCGCCCUCGCGAUUGGCGUCAUCUGCUCGAGUCAGGACCAGGCACUCCUCACGGGCGACACGAACAACGCCUCCGCGUCCCCAUUCGUUGCAGCAAUCCAGAACGCAGGCAUACCUGUUCUCCGCCACAUUGUCAACGCGGCGAUUCUGACAUCAGCAUGGUCGGCAGGCAACUCGUUCCUGUACAUGUCCAGCCGUAGCUUGUACGGUCUUGCUGUAUCGGGGAACGCACCGAGCAUAUUCAAGUCGUGCAACAGAUUUGGUGUUCCAUGGCUUGCUGUCACUGUGUCUGCGCUUUUUUCUCUCCUCUCAUACCUCGCCGUUUCUUCCGGCAGCUACACCGUCUUCAACUGGCUUAUCAACUUCACCAACACGUCAGGCUUCAUCUCCUGGAUCUGCUGCUGCAUCGUGUACUUUCGGUUUAACGCCGCUAUCAAGGCUCAGGGUGUGGAGAAGCCUUACUCGUCUCGCCUGCAACCCUAUGGAAUCUGGGUCGGAUUAUCUUUUGCCAUUUUUCUGCUACUGAUCAACGGCUUCACAUGUUUCUUCCCGCAAAAUUGGUCAGCAGCGAACUUCUUCACAGCGUACAUCGGCAUCCCGGCGUUUGCGCUGCUUUAUGUCGGACAUCGCAUCUGGUUCUGGAGCGACCCGUGGGCUUGGAAGAGCACCGAGGUGGAUUUGCAGACCGGGCUGCAGGAGAUCCUUGCGGCUGAGAAGCCGGCGAGGCCGCGUGACACAAUCGGGAGAAAGCUAAUGGCGUUGGUUGAGUGAUUUGUCAUUUGUUGACCAAAUCGUGGGAUGAAUAUAAUAACGUACUUAGAUACCUCAGUAUAGUAUGCGACAUCUGUAUGAAUCAAUGCCGCACAGCCUGCGCUGGACCGUUACGGAUCC